GCUAACUACUUUGACCCAUCCUCAUCUCCUCCGCACACCCAUCUAUAUAUAUACCAACCACGCAACCUUCUUUUCCUCAUAUCAUAUUCUCUCAUUCACCUCACAACUUCAUCAAACCAAAAAACACAACAAAAGAAAGAAAGAAAGAAACAAAGAGUUCCUUGCUUUGUAGUAAGAUAUAUCAUCAAAAAUGGUUUUGUCUUGGACUAGAAGAAACGUUUUCCGCCGUGCAAAGAAGGAGAAGGAACAAAGUCAACUAUUAGAAGUUGAGGUUGUGAUUCCCAACCACUUUCGCUGUCCGGUGAGUUUGGAGCUGAUGACAGAUCCGGUGACUUUAUCAACCGGCAUUACCUACGACCGUGUGAGCAUCGAGAAGUGGAUCGAGGGAGAAAACAGAACCUGCCCCGUCACCAACCAGGUGCUGACAACCUUCGACCUCAUCCCCAACCAUGCCAUUCGCAUGAUGAUUCAGGAUUGGUGCGUCCAAAACAGUUCUUAUGGGAUUGAAAGAAUCCCCACUCCUCGUAUUCCCAUCUCCAGCUACGAGGUAUCCGACACUUGUACGAGGAUCUUGUCGGCUUGCCAGCGUGGGGACAAUAAGAGGUGUCAGGAGUUGGUUGGAAAGAUUAAGGUUUGGGGUAGAGAGAGUGAGAGGAACAAGAGGUGCAUAGUUGGUGCUGGUGCUGGUGCUGUUCUUGCAUAUGCCUUUGAUUGUUUCUCAAGUAACUCUAUUGAUAAGCAUGUGGUUGUUUUGGAGGAGGUUUUGGAGGUGAUGACAUGGAUGAUCCCAUUUGGGGAAGAGGGUGUUUCUAAAUUGAGUUCAAGAGCUUCUUUGAAUUCAUUGGUUUGGUUUCUAGAAGGGAAAGACCUUGCAUCAAGGCAAAGUGCUGCUUUGUUGCUUAAAGAAGUGUGUGUGCAAGAAUUGGCCAAGGUUGGAAAUGUUGUUGAGGCUUUGGUUAAGAUGCUUAGGGAGUCUAUUGGGAGUAGUACUUCCACAAAGGCUUGUUUGGCAACAAUUUUUAACUUGGUUUCUUCGGCGGCUGCGAAUAGAGAGGGGAUUGUUCAAAGAUUUGUGGAGCUGGGUUUGGUUUCACUUUUGCUUGAGGCUAUUGUUGAUGGAGAAAAAGGGGUGUGUGAGAAGGCACUUGGGGUGUUGGAUUGCAUUUGUGAUUGCCAAAAGGGGAAGGAGGUUGUUGAAACCAAUGCUCUUGCCUUGCCUCUUGUUGUUAAGAAGCUUUUGAGGGUGUCACCAUUGGCUUCAAGUUUUGCUGUGUCUAUUCUAAGGAAGAUUUGUGACAAGAGGGAGGAAGGCGUUCUGGUUGAGGCACUUCAAGUUGGGGUUUUUCAGAAGCUCUUGGUUAUGCUGCAGGUUGGGUGUGAUGAGAGCACCAAGGAGAAUGCUACCCGGUUGUUGAAACUGUUGAAUGGUUACAGGAACAAAGCGGAGUGCACUGACUCAUCAUCAUUGGAUUUCAAGCAUCUUAAGAAGCCAUUCUAAUUUGUGAUUAAUGGCAACUAGAUUCAUUUAUUCUUUAUUUUUAUUAUUUGUAUAGGUCAAUUUAUUGAUUCAAAAUUCUUUGCUGUAAAAAGAUACACACAUUAAUUGAUUCUUUGAAUUCAUUUUGGAAAAUUGAUUCGAUGUAAUUAGUUAGAAUGUACUAAUAAGUAAUAACCAUGGUUGUGGCAAAUAGCCAAAUACAGAGAAGCAUCUUUUUAUAUCA
Messenger RNA from Glycine soja, 1721 nucleotides. Its product is annotated as U-box domain-containing protein 21-like. Lineage: Eukaryota; Viridiplantae; Streptophyta; Magnoliopsida; Fabales; Fabaceae. Gene Ontology annotation, molecular function: ubiquitin protein ligase activity. The record is from RefSeq and is a predicted model, not a curated record. Bases 191 to 1498 code for a protein of 435 amino acids. Gene Ontology annotation, biological process: protein ubiquitination. The transcript has a single exon.